AUGACGACACAGGCUACUAUUAUCCCUAGUUGCCCCGAGGCUCCUGUCAAAUCCUCAGCAUGGAAGUAUGGCUCUUAUGGAGGACCUGAUAAUUUGCACAAUGCGAGUUCGAUAAUCGCAAUGGUGCAAGAGGGGUACCGGCUGGUCAAGCUGUCAGAGCAUCAAGUGCUCGUCGAGUUUGAAGAUGGGUCGAGCGAGAACCCGUCUAACUGGCAGUUUACCCGAAAAUUGUACAUCGCCAUUGUGGCACUGCUUCUAGUUCUCAGCGGUGGAAUAACGUCCUCCUUGCCCAGUAACUCCGUCGAAUCCACGAUGCGAGACUAUAACGUGAAAGGUGACAUGAACAAAGUCCUACCGACGGCUGUGUUUCUUAUCGGAUACAUGGUUGGGCCCAUCGUGUUCAGUCCACUCAGUGAGACCAUCGGACGGAAACCUGUUCUUCUCUGGACAUAUAGUCUGUUCGUUCUCGGGUCGCUAGGAACGGCUUUGGCCCCGGACUGGCGCUCGAUGCUGGUAUUCCGAUGGAUCUGCGGGACUGCAGGGUCGGCGCCGCAGACGGUGGUUGGAGGUGUGUACGCUGAUUUGUUCGCGGAUCCGAGGAUGCGAGGACGCAUGAUGGCCGCAUACAUGUCUGCAACGAGUUUUGGCCCUAUCCUUGGGCCGAUCAUUUCAGGCUGCGUGCUUCCGGAUGACUGGCGCUGGUGCUAUCGGCUUGUGACCGUAUUUUAUGGAUGCGUGUGGAUUGCGCUGAUGUUUAUUUCCGGUGAGCCGUUUCCAUGUGUCUUCUAUGGGAUUGCGCUGACGAAUACUGAAGAGACGUUCGGGCCCUAUAUCAUGAAGAAGGAAGCAAUGCGUCUACGAAAGGAAUCCAAUUCGAAAGACUAUGUCACUCGACAGGAGUUGAACUCCACCGGCUUCAAGGACGAAGCACUUCAAAUCUUGACGCGACCCCUUACGAUGCUGAUCUUUGAGCCUGUCGUGUUGUUUAGUUCCAUCUAUCUUGCCUACGCAUAUGGGUUGAUCUUCUUCUCUUUCCAGGCCUAUCCCAUUGUGUUUGAAGGUAUCCACACUGCAACCUCAAACAUAGGAUUGACAAUGAUAUCCAUAUUGACUCGUUCUCUAGUCGGCAUCGGCGCAUCGUCAUCGGGCUUCUUCACCCUCUUCUACGAUACAGUCUACGAAAAAGCCAAAUCAAAAGGCCGAGCCUGGACCUCACGGGCCGAGUUCCAACGCCUCCCAACAGGAUGCAUCGGCGGCCCGUGCCUCACCAUCGGGCUGUUCUGGCUGGGAUGGAGCGCCCAGCCGCACGUCCACUGGAUCGCGCCCGUGCUCUCGGGCGUGUUCUUCGGCUUCGGUUACCAGAUCAUUUUCAUCUCCCUGCAGACAUAUAUCGCUGAUGUGUACAGGAUUUAUUCUGCAAGUGCACUGGCAGCGUCGGUGGUCACGAGGAGUCUCGUCGGCGCGCUGCUGCCGCUGGCGGCGGACCCGCUGUACGAGGCGCUCGGGGUGGGAUGGGGUACGUCGGUGGUUGGGUUUGCGAGCCUGGCGUGCAUUCCGAUUCCGUUCGGGUUUUUGUAUUUUGGCCCGUGGAUGAGGAAGAAGAGUCCGUUUUGUCGGCGGUUGGCGGAGAGGGGGAUGGGGAUGUAA
Messenger RNA from Aspergillus terreus NIH2624, 1647 nucleotides. Its product is annotated as putative MFS multidrug transporter. The record is from RefSeq and is a predicted model, not a curated record. Bases 1 to 1647 code for a protein of 548 amino acids. Gene Ontology annotation, biological process: transmembrane transport. Gene Ontology annotation, molecular function: transmembrane transporter activity. The transcript has 5 exons. Lineage: Eukaryota; Fungi; Ascomycota; Eurotiomycetes; Eurotiales; Aspergillaceae.